AUGUACGCUUCAAUUCGACCGAGUCUUCAGUUCCUCCAAGCAUUGUGCUCCGGGACUACCAAGAGGAAAGCAUUCAGAGCUGGUAAAACAGUCAUAUUCACACAGCUUAUCAGCCGAAUCCCUCCUCGCGAUGCGAAAGCCACCAAGACCAUGAUCAUCGUUCAUCGCCGCGAACUCGUCGAACAAGCUGCGAAACACUGCAGAGUCGCCUAUCCAGACAAGACCGUCGAAAUAGAAAUGGGCAAGAAUGUUGCGACGGGAGCAGGAGACAUCAUCAUCGCGUCGGUUCAAACGCUAGCCCGGGGACGCAUGUACAAGUUCGACCCGAGUGCAUUCAAACUCGUGUUGGUGGAUGAAGCUCAUCAUAUUGUUGCCAAAACAUACCGCGACGCCCUGGGGCAUUUUGGGUUGAACGAGCCAUCUGCCAAUGGACCGGUCUUGGUGGGUGUUUCCGCCACUUUCUCACGGUUCGAUGGGCUCAAACUGGGUGCUGCCAUUGAUCAUAUUGUCUAUCACAAGGACUACAUUGACAUGAUUGGUGAAAAUUGGCUGGCCAAUGCAGUCUUCACAACUGUCAAGUCCGGGGCCAAUUUGUCCAAAGUCAAGAAAGAUAGUUUCGGAGACUUUGCCCUCGGAUCGCUUUCGGAGGCGGUUAACACUACGUCUACGAACAACAUCACAGUUCGGGCAUGGAUGGCGAGUGCUGAGAAUCGGAAGUCCACUCUUGUAUUUUGUGUCGAUGUCGAGCACGCGCGGCAGCUUACCGCCGCUUUUCGCGACCAUGGCGUCGAUGCUAGGUAUAUCACAGCUAGUACAUCUAAAGUCGUCCGUGCGAAACAGCUACAGGCUUUUAAGGACCAAGAGUUUCCAGUGUUGCUUAACUGUGGUCUUUUCACAGAAGGCACGGAUAUCCCAAAUAUCGACUGCGUGCUCCUAGCUCGACCCACCAGGUCUCGAAACCUGCUCGUCCAAAUGAUCGGACGUGGUCUUCGGCUGUUUCCCGGAAAAAAGGACUGCCAUGUUAUCGACAUGGUAGCUUCACUAGCAACUGGAGUGCUAUCAACACCGACGUUGUUCGGCUUGGACCCAGACGAAGUCUUGGACAACGCCAGCAUGGAAGACAUGAAGAAGAAUGAUGAUAAGGGCACUCAAUCGGAACCCACCCCUGAGGCCGAGGAACCAUAUGACGGCUCGGACAAUGACCUAAAACUUCAGUUCACGACUUAUGACAGUAUAUACGAUCUCCUAGGAGACAUGCAGUCCGAACGACACAUCAGGUCGUUCAGCCCGCACAACUGGGUCCGGGUCGGCGAUGACCGAUAUAUGCUUACCGAUAUAUCUGGCUGGGUAACGAUUGAGAAAGGGGACGACGAUAUGUUCACGGCUCAUCAUGUCAUGAAAUUCAAAAACCCGGCAACGGACGCACCGCAAUUCACACGUCCUCGGAAGAUCGCCACUGGCUCUGACUUAGAAAGCAUUGUCCGGGCAGCGGAUACCUUUGCCAGUACCAAGUUUGAUGAGCAUUACAUCGCAUCUUGGAAACCUUGGCGACGGGCCCAGGCAACACCGGGACAACUAAAGAUGCUGAACGCAGCUCGCAUUCGAGAUGGCAAUGUGAAGCCCGAGGACUUGACUCGCGGCCAAGCCGCUGAUAUGAUUACAAAGCUGAAGCAUGGGGGCAAGAAACGCUUCAAGGACUUGGAGGUUCAGAAGCGGAAAAAGCUGCGGCAAGUAGAUGAUAUGGCUGAGCUGCAAAGAAGAGUUGAUGUGAAGGUCGGGCCAGUCGAUGCUUGA
Penicillium roqueforti is the source of this 1794-nucleotide messenger RNA. Its product is annotated as DEAD/DEAH box helicase. The coding region runs from base 1 to 1794 and encodes 597 amino acids. The record is from RefSeq and is a predicted model, not a curated record. Gene Ontology annotation, molecular function: hydrolase activity; DNA binding; ATP binding. Lineage: Eukaryota; Fungi; Ascomycota; Eurotiomycetes; Eurotiales; Aspergillaceae. The transcript is spliced from 3 exons.